Molecule: messenger RNA, 933 nt
Organism: Oryza brachyantha (malo sina)
Lineage: Eukaryota; Viridiplantae; Streptophyta; Magnoliopsida; Poales; Poaceae
Product: beta-1,3-galactosyltransferase pvg3-like
Exons: 1
Coding region: 1-933 (310 amino acids)
Cellular component (GO): Golgi membrane
Molecular function (GO): hexosyltransferase activity
Source: RefSeq, a predicted model, not a curated record
AUGAAGGCCAUGAAGAAGUCGUUUUCUCUCGUGUUCUUCCUACCCUUCUUUCUCCUCGCCGUCAUCUACUUUGUUAUCUUCCCAAACGAGUUCAGGAUCCAGUCGUCGCUCGCGACGUGCGACGGCGGCGGCACGGCGGCGGCGGUGGCGGCGGCCGACGCGGUGGCGAAGGCGGCGCCGGACAUCCGCGUGCUCCUCGGCGUGCUGACGCGCGCCGACAAGUACGAGCGGCGGGCGCUCGUCCGCCUGGCGUACGCGCUCCAGCCGGCGCCCGUCCGCGCCGUCGUCCACGUCCGGUUCGUCGUGUGCAACCUCACCAAGGAGGAGGACGCGGCGCUGGUGGGGCUGGAGGCCGCCGCCUACGGCGACAUCAUCGUGCUCAACUGCACGGAGAACAUGGACAACGGCAAGACGUACACCUACUUCUCGGCCGUCCCGCGCCUCUUCGCCGGCGACCCCUACGACUACGUCGGCAAGGCCGACGACGACACGUACUACCGGCUGGGCGCGCUCGCCGACGCUCUCCGGGACAAGCCCCGCCGCGACGCGUACUACGGGUUCCUGACGCCGUGCCACAACCGGCCGGAGGUGCAGUACAUGUCCGGCAUGGGGUACGUGGUGUCGUGGGACGUGGCGGCGUGGGUGUCGGCGACGACGGAGCUCCAGAACGACCUGGUCGGGCCGGAGGACAAGCUGUUCGGCCGGUGGCUCCGGUGGGGCGGCCGCGGCAGGAACGUGUUCGGCGCGGAGCCGCGAAUGUACGACUACCUCGACGGCGAGAUGCGGCAGGGGCCGACGUGCUUCCGCCACCUGCUCCAGCCUGACACGGUGGCCGUGCACAAGCUCAAGGACAACCUCAAGUGGGCGCGCACGCUCAGGUUCUUCAACGCCACCGAUGGCCACGCUUCGCCUCUGUACAAUGUGGACCACUGA